Messenger RNA from Nematolebias whitei (Rio pearlfish), 2358 nucleotides. RefSeq names its product complement C2. The transcript is spliced from 19 exons. Lineage: Eukaryota; Metazoa; Chordata; Actinopteri; Cyprinodontiformes; Rivulidae. Gene Ontology annotation, cellular component: extracellular region. Gene Ontology annotation, biological process: complement activation; proteolysis. Gene Ontology annotation, molecular function: serine-type endopeptidase activity. The coding region runs from base 1 to 2358 and encodes 785 amino acids. The record is from RefSeq and is a predicted model, not a curated record.
AUGAACACCAAGCCCACACUGUGGAUCCUGCUCUUCAUUUUCAUCCAGAAGGGAUCUCCGCAGGAGGCGUUGUUGUUUGACCUUGAUUUUGAAGGAUACGAUUAUGACUUGCAGUCUGUGAACUGCUCGAUCACAGAGAGCAUCACAGGCGGACAUGUCACCUACUCACAGGGAGGUUUGGAGGGCAGCAUGUUGACCUAUCAUUGUGGCCUGGGACGGUACCCAUUCCCUGUUGACUCCCGGAUCUGCGAUGCUGAUGGAGAGUGGUCGCCCAUGAGACUAUCAAGUGGCAUACUCAUGUCCCGCGCUAUGUGCAAAGAUGUGUUGUGUCCGGGUCAGCUCCAGUUGGACAAUGGUGACUUUUGGCCAAGGAAUCAGUGGUUCAAAAUUGGCAGAAUGCAGAGCUUCUCCUGCCAGGAGGGGUUCACCCUGUACGGGUCGGAGCAAAGAAACUGCACAUCGUCUGGACAGUGGACAGGCACCACUCCGAUCUGUAACGAUCACGCUGAUGACUGUAACGACCCAGGGGUCCCGCCGGGUGCUGAAAGGUCAGCAGGUCGAUUUUUAAUAGGAGAAAAAGUGACGUACCGGUGCCAGGCCGGUCUCAACCUUCUUGGGUCAUCUGAAAGGGUUUGCCUGGAGAACAGGGAGUGGAGUGGUUCAACACCACGCUGCCAAGGUCCAUAUACCUUUGACUCUCCUGAUUAUGUGGCUGGCGCCUUAGCAGGAUUCCUUGCAGGAACGAUGGAUGUACUUUUUCCAGCCUUCAAAAAGAAAAAGGUUACACCAUCAUUUGGCCGAACUUUCCGAGUGGCUGAAGUCAGUCAUAUGCACAUCUAUAUCUUACUUGACACAUCAGGAAGCAUCAAUGAGGCAGACUUUAAUAAGUCCAGAGAUGCCACCAUCGCCCUGAUCAGAAAGCUCGACAGCUAUGAAGUCCAGUUGAAUUUCCACGUGUUGUCGUUUGCCAGCGAGACCAAAGUCAUUGUGGACAUUACUGACACGGACCUGAGCGGCGAUGCUGACGAGGUCAUAUUGGCUCUGAUGGACUUUGACUACAAAAGCCAUGGGCGCAAGACGGGCACCAACCUGUACUCUGCUCUGCAUAAUGUCCAAAAGGUGAUCAACUUCUUAAACGUAACCAGCACCAAGGAACAAUUAGCUGACACUCAGAACAUCAUCAUCAUCGAAACAGACGGUUAUUCCAACACGGGGAACAAGCCUCACAUUGCUCUGGCCCAGAUCCGGGGCUUACUGGGUUACACCAACAGCACAGCCAAUGAUCACUCUAAUGAAAAAAUGCUGGAUGUUUACGUAUUUGGCAUUGGAACCACGGUGAACAAAGAGGAGCUGAAUUCUCUGGCCUCUAAGAAACGUGGCGAGACACAUUUCUUUGUUCUGAAGGACUAUGAGAAGCUGGGAGAGGUGUUCAACAGCAUCAUCAGUGACAGUAGCGUGACAAAGUGUGGGGUCGCUCAGGAAGACAUCUCCAAAAACACGGAGCUUGGAGGCACAAUAGCCUACACCAGGCCGUGGCACGUGACUCUGUCACCUGAUGCGAAAAUAAAUGAUUGUUCUGGCUCGAUUGUUAGCCAGAACUGGGUGCUGACGGCCGCUCACUGCUUUGCCAGAAACAGCACAGACAGGGGCCCGAAGAAGCUGAUCAUACAAUACGGUGAAGAAGUUGAAUUCAAGAAGAUAAUACUGCAUCCCAAGUACAACAUCUACGCGCUCAAACAUAGAAAUGUAUCAGAGUUUUAUGACUACGAUGUGGCUCUGGUACAGACAAGCCGCAGCAUCCCUCUGAACCGGAAGGCCAGACCAAUCUGCUUGCCAUGUACUGUUGCAGCCUCUAGAGCCAUGAAGAAACUCGGCUCCACCUGUGAGCAACACAGGAAUGAGCUCCUAGCUCACAGGGAGACUCCUGCCUUUUUUAUGCAGAAGACCGAACGUAAACAAACACACAUCCACACUCAGAGUCAGAGGGCUAGCUGCGUGGAGAAGGCCAAGCGACUGCUAACCGAGUCCAUGAAUGUGACUUUAGAUGAGUUUGUACCGGACAGACUCCUCUGCACCGGCGGCACUGCAGGUUACCAGGAUGCAGUCACCUGCAAAGGAGACUCUGGUGGAUCCCUGUUUCUGCAGAAAAGAAUGCGUUAUUUUCAGGUUUGGAAGAUGGGGGUUGUGAGCUGGGGCACCAUCAACAUGUGCGGCAAAGUCCCGCCAGCCUACAGCCGAUACAGCAGCAGCCGCCCUCCUCCUGACGCUCGAGACUUUCACAUCGACCUCUUCAAGAUCCUGCCGUGGCUGAAAGAACACCUGGGAAACGAGAUCCAGUUCCUGUCCGACGUCAAAUGA